Saccharomyces cerevisiae S288C is the source of this 2598-nucleotide messenger RNA. It is a transcript of the gene FRK1, whose product is annotated as protein kinase FRK1. The transcript has a single exon. The record is from RefSeq and is marked reviewed. Bases 1 to 2598 code for a protein of 865 amino acids. Lineage: Eukaryota; Fungi; Ascomycota; Saccharomycetes; Saccharomycetales; Saccharomycetaceae. Gene Ontology annotation, molecular function: ATP binding; protein serine/threonine kinase activity; protein kinase activity. Gene Ontology annotation, biological process: peroxisome inheritance; vacuole inheritance. Gene Ontology annotation, cellular component: cytoplasm.
AUGUCGUACACCAAUAAACGUCAUACAUACUACGGAGGGUUUACCAACGAUUUGUCUGACACAUUUCAGUACCCUCAAAGAACAGAUGAGCAAAGGCGGAAACAUGUAACGUUUGGUCCUUAUAUCCUAGGGUCGACGUUAGGAGAAGGAGAGUUCGGAAAAGUGAAGCUAGGCUGGCCAAAGAAUUUUUCAAACAGCUCUAAUUCAACUUUUGACUUCCCAAAACAAGUAGCAAUUAAACUUAUCAAACGUGAUAGCAUAUCGAAUGAUUACAGGAAAGAAGUUAAAAUAUACAGAGAAAUCAACGCCUUAAAACACUUAUCACAUCCGAAUAUCGUAAAAUUAGAAGAAGUGUUGCAAAAUUCUAGGUACAUUGGUAUUGUCCUAGAGUACGCAUGCGGGGGAGAAUUCUAUAAAUAUAUUCAAAAAAAAAGGAGGCUUAAGGAAAUGAAUGCAUGCAGGUUAUUUUCUCAGCUAAUAAGUGGAGUACAUUACAUACAUUCUAAGGGACUUGUUCACAGAGAUCUCAAAUUGGAAAAUCUAUUACUAGACAAGAAUGAGAACCUAGUUAUUACAGAUUUUGGGUUUGUCAAUGAGUUUUGCUCACGAAACGAAUUAAUGAAGACGUCAUGUGGCUCUCCAUGCUACGCAGCGCCUGAACUAGUGAUAAGCGCCGAACCAUACGAAGCUAGAAAAGCAGAUAUAUGGUCAUGUGGAGUUAUACUUUACGCUAUACUAGCUGGAUAUUUACCGUGGGAUGAUGAUCCAAAUAAUCCUGAAGGCAGCGAUAUAGGAAGACUUUAUAAUUAUAUUAACUCCACACCAUUAAAGUUCCCUGAUUAUAUUCUUCCUAUACCUCGGGACUUAUUAAGACGCAUGCUGGUCUCAGACCCAAAGAAAAGAAUAAACCUGAAACAGAUCAAGAAACAUGAAUGGCUAAAGCCUCAUUCUUCAUUCUUAUCCAUAACACCUGAUGAGUGGGACAAACUAAACAAUACUCAAUCCGUGUUCAGAUUAGCAAAACCAAGAAGAAGAUAUGGAUCUAGACCACAAUCCAGUUGUUCUACCUCAUCUCUUGGCUCAAGGAGUGAUAAAAGGGAUUCACUGGUCAUUGAUUCAACUUUAAUUACUUUCCCGGCUCCGCCUCAAGAAUCACAAAAUCAUAUUAUAACCAGACCGGCUUCUAUUGCAUCUGACCAGCGGCUGUCACCUAUAAGAAGAUCUAAUAGGCACAAUAGAAGUAACUCUGCUGCAUCCGUUGCCUUGCAGGCAGUGGUGAACGCAGAUAGGGAAUAUGUGUUAAGUCAUGAACAAUCAUUAUCCCCAGUACAAAACAUUAGACAAACUACGGGAAACAUGACUGCCAGUCUUUCACCUCCACCAGCCAUAAGUCCAGGCGAUAUUAUAAUCGAAACCACACCUAUUAAAAGAAAUACAAUUUCUGGGAGUAGUAUUGUACCAAGUUUAGAAGAAGAGUCGUCUACCACAAUGCAAACAAGCAAGAUUCAACCAAAUAACAUGGCUUCAUCACAAAAUCAUCAAUACAAUAAAAAUAAGACCCAAAAUAGUCUCCAAUCUGCUAAAAAUUUCUACCGUACGUCUUCCUCAUCCCAUACAAAGCCACGGCCAACUUCAUACCAUCCUGGCUCAUACACAACACCUCCCUACAAUUCAAAUACGCUCUCCAUAUAUGAGAUCAACGAAAAAGCUAAAAGUAGCGCUUCAUCACAAACGCUGAAUCAAAGAGACACAUCCCCAUUUGAUUCCACACCAUACCUUGCCCUAGAUACAUGCAUAACCUCAUCCUCUUCCAUCGAAAGCUCUCCAAAGUUAAUUACGCACGGCCAAUUUUCAGUAGCAAAACCCUCUGUUGAUUUGCAAAGCGUAUCUGGUGACUUGAUCAAGUAUAAGAGGGACGCUGAUGUAGUAACGAGAAUCUAUGAUGAAAAAUACAAACAGAAGCGCAAAAGUUUGAGAUAUAGCGGCAUAUUCAGUGACAUCUCAUGCGAUACGGUCACCGAAGAGUCUGAUGAAUUGAGGCCACCAGAAUCUCCUCUUCAACAACAUGAAGGACAAGAAUCAAUUGAUAAGGCGAAAACGGAGGACACAAGUGAAAAGGGUAGUAAAAGUAGCAACAUCGCGAAAGCUACAGCACAAAAACACGUCAAUAACCAUCUAGAAAGAUCACUUAACGAAGCAGAGUCAACAAAGAAAAGAUUUAGCUUUCUUUCCUUGUACUCUUAUGAUACUUCCAAAUCUAGUUUAUACUCAUCAAUGGAUUCCAAACGGAAACCUUCUCCACCUUCCCAAAGACGCCCAAAAAAGGAUGACAGUUAUCAAACAAAUUCAAAGAAUCAUUAUAUCACUGCUUCAAAUAUGCAAACAUCCCAUCAAGUCUCAAAAGACCUGCCUGCACCAACGAUGGUGCAAAAUAAAUGUACUUUAGAAACUAAAAAAGCGGUCCGAAGCAACAGGUCCUCCAUAAUGGUAUCUGAGGUCAACAAGGCAAGCGUAGACAAUAAAGCAGCCCAAAGUCCAGAACAUUCAACCGCAAAAAGAGUAUUAGGGUUUUUCAAAAGAAGAAGUAUGAAAAUCUAG